CGAAGAUGACCACGAGCUCAGCCAGCGCGGCUGACGCUGAACCACGCCAACAGCAACAGCAACCAGCAAGAUCCAAGGUCAAGGUUAAGGUGAGGCCCAAAGCUUUCGCCCCUGACCACAAGGGGAAGCGUCUUGCUGCGGCCCUGGAUGACGACAGCGGGGCGAGCGCGGCAGGUGCAGCACCACGCCAAUAACAACAGCAGCAACCAGCAAGAUCCAAGACAACCCAGAAGCCGCGUCGCGAGGACCUCGACGACGAGGAACUUCGGCGACUCCUCAAGGACACGUCCUUCCCGAUUUUCUCAUCAUGGAAGCCUCCCACCAAGCGUUAUCGCAAGUGCCACCCCUGUUGCUGCUUUGAGAUUGGAUACAAGAAAGGGUCGCAAGUGAUUGCCGUCUACGCUGGCUUUUCUUGCUCGUUUGCUGUCUACGCAGUGCCGUCACGGUUGCUGAAAAAGUUCGCUCAGCAAGGAUGGAAAGAGCACGGGUAUGAGCUCGUGUUCCGCGCCACGACGAUGGGUACGAACAAGGACGUGAGGCGGUGGGCUAAUCUCCUCCACUCCACUUGCUCAUACGCGGGCAAUGGUAGCAAUCCCCGUGAUGUUCGGCUUCCGGACGGUACCACGCUUGCUGUGCGUGCGAUCACCAAUGCGGUCCCUCGCAAGAACAACACCCACCGACAGGGGCCCUCAUUGUAUCGUGAGGACUUGGAGCAUGACGCAGCCCUGAAGAUGGAUGGUAAAGAGCUCCGCUUCUCUGCCAUGUCACUUCUGUUGCCUGCAAAAGGACUGCGGACCUCCCACCAGUUCUGCCGGGCUGACUUGCCCGACGCACCCGGCUUCUACGAGCUGUUAGUGCUGUUCCCAAACGGCGUCAUCAAGGGUUUUUACUUUGGGUGCACCAAGCACAUUCGCACUCGGCUCCAAGGCGAAUAUGCAGGCAAUGGGUCCCACCUGAAAGAAGUGAUUCACCAUCUGACGAACAAGGGUUGUGGUAUCCUCUGCCGCUUCGCUCUGCUCGAAGACGUGGCAGCUCCUGCUGUUGACACUGAGCUUCUUCGCCAACUCGAAGCCUAUGAGACGCAAGUCCUCUCAGAGAUCAACUACAUCCGCAACAAAUCCAAGAAUGGUCACUUUCGCGAAGGUGACCUCGCCAAGCUCAUUGAGGGCAACUGUCCUUGAGCAUGAGCAACAUGCAUCCUUUCUUAACACGCUUCCUCGCAACUGUUUGCGAGUCUUCCCUAACGACACCUAUUUGCGCUGCAACAUUUUUCAAAAGUCUCGUCUCUCUGUUUGCUCACACGCCAUAAGUGCGGUGGCAUUUUCAAAGUUGUUGAUUGCUUUCGUCCAAGUUGUGUCGUUUGACUUCACUCUACUCUGCCACCUCUUUCCAAGUCAUACUCAUUACCCAAACAACGUGUGUCUGUUGCACCCACCUCCUUGAUCUUACCGUCUGAUAACUUGCCAGCGUAUCACUCUGUACUUUCGUCUUCCACAAACGCAACAAACCAGCAGCACUGCAAAGAGAGAGCAUCGAGGGAAUAGCAAAACAACAACACCCAGG
This is a messenger RNA of Salpingoeca rosetta, 1563 nucleotides long. RefSeq lists its product as uncharacterized. NCBI's taxonomy places the organism in Eukaryota, Choanoflagellata, Craspedida, Salpingoecidae. The transcript is spliced from 4 exons. The coding region runs from base 516 to 1181 and encodes 221 amino acids. The record is from RefSeq and is a predicted model, not a curated record.